Molecule: messenger RNA, 1274 nt
Organism: Oncorhynchus mykiss (rainbow trout)
Lineage: Eukaryota; Metazoa; Chordata; Actinopteri; Salmoniformes; Salmonidae
Product: glycoprotein hormones alpha chain 1
Biological process (GO): positive regulation of steroid biosynthetic process; thyroid hormone generation
Cellular component (GO): extracellular region; follicle-stimulating hormone complex
Molecular function (GO): follicle-stimulating hormone activity
Source: RefSeq, a predicted model, not a curated record
GCUCCCAUCCAGAGUCAGGAUGGAAGGAUGGAAGUGUGUUUUGACUUGUGACCGCGUGUGCUGUACCUUUUUUCAUUUCAAGGAUUAUGAGGCAGGUAGCUAAGUGGUCAAUGCCUCGCAGAGAUCACUGAUAAGGUUGGAGGGGUUCACUUAAUCCCCGUUGAGCACAUGGGCAGAGGGACAGCAGUAUAAAAGUUAAUGGUGGGAGCAGUAGGCUCUUCACUGAACGCUGAACAGGCUUCCACCAAGAGACAAUUACAACAGGUUAUUGCCACCCGCCACUAUGAUGUGCUUGUUUAAAUUAACUGGAGUGUCCCUCAUCCUGUCCAUACUUCUGAAUAUCGCAGACUCUUAUCCAAACAGCGACAUGACAAACAUGGGCUGUGAGGAAUGCAAACUGAGGGAGAACAAAGUCUUCUCAAACCCGGGUGCCCCUGUCUAUCAGUGUACAGGCUGUUGCUUCUCCAGAGCUUAUCCAACCCCACUACGGUCCAAGAAAACCAUGUUGGUCCCAAAGAACAUCACCUCUGAAGCCACAUGCUGCGUUGCAAAAGAAGGGAAAAGGGUGGUGGUCGACAAUAUCAAGCUGACGAAUCAUACAGAGUGUCACUGCAGCACUUGUUAUCACCAUAAGUCAUAAACUCUCUGUGAGGGCUGGAAAUCUCCUUGUUUGCAGAAGUAAAAGCUUGGUACCAGAUACUAUAUAUUUUACACAACUCAUUCCUGAAGUUCCUUGUGUUUUAAAAGCCCAGUGCAGUCAAAAAUGUGAUUUUCCUGUGUUUUAUAUAUGUUUUCACACUACGAGGUUGGAAUAAUACUGUGAAACUGAAAAUGAUGAUAAUACCCUUUUAUUGUAAGGUGUUUGAAAAGACCACCUGAAAUGUCAGCCUGUUUUGGUGGGAUGGAUUUGGGCCUGCCUGGUAAUGUCACCAGACGGUAAAUUAGUUAAUAGACAAAUAAGAGAGUUCCAAACUUCUCUGCCAAUAACAGCUAGUUUAAAAUGUUCCCCUUCCACUCAGACCCCUCCCAGGCAGUCCUAGCAAAUUCUUGCUUGAGAAAUUGCUCUUUGCUAAGAAGCUAUUUUUGUUUAUUUUUGACCAUUUUAAUUGAAAACAAUCACAUUAAGAUAGUCUGCUGAGAAUAUUUAUAGUGCUCUACUGGUCACAAUUAUAUAAAGUUGUAUUCCUGUACUGUGUUGAUCAACAAAAUACUUUACUGUAUGAAUUGAAUAACUAUUCAAAUGUCCUUAACAUGCAUAUUAUUUUGACACAUGA